Molecule: messenger RNA, 619 nt
Organism: Symbiodinium sp. CCMP2592
Lineage: Eukaryota; Dinophyceae; Suessiales; Symbiodiniaceae
Source: the annotation of a GenBank genome assembly
GAACUACCAGCGGCACGUCGCGGCAUCCGAAUUCCUCAUUGACAAGUUCCGUCUGGACUCCUGGUGGUUCGGACUGCCUCUCCUUCUGCGUGGUCCACUGCUGUCCUUGCCUCUGCUGCUCUUCACCAACAACCCCGCCACGCAAGUCGUGCUGAUGUCCCUGACGCUGAUCGCCUACGUCGUGCUCCUAAGCUUGGCCUGGCCUUUCAAGGUACCGAUUCUCAAUGCAGUGGAUGCGGCAUGUACCUGGGCGCUAAUCCUGCUAAUUCUGGGCGGAUCGCUUCACCUGCCCCCGAUGGAUGAGGAGAUGCUGAUGUCUGCUGCAGUGUCGACUGUAGGCUCGGUCAUCUUUGCUGCUGUGGCUCUUAUGGGUGCAUUGACUGCAGUGAUUUGGGCGGGUGCCGUCCAUGUCCGAACUCCCGCGGAGAGAAGGUUUGGCAUCUUAGACCUGGCCUUUCUCCCCAAGCAUUCCGAGCUGGCCGAGUCAGUGCAUCUCACGGCCAGAAAGCUUCUGUCCAUGGACUAUGAUGAGCUCAGCGAGCAACUUCGCAUGUUGCCCUCCUUCGACACCAAGCUCCUUCAUACGAGCCUCCACCUCCUUGAGCUCGAAGUCCUGCCG